Postia placenta MAD-698-R-SB12 is the source of this 1380-nucleotide messenger RNA. RefSeq lists its product as hypothetical. Gene Ontology annotation, cellular component: SCF ubiquitin ligase complex. Gene Ontology annotation, molecular function: protein binding. The record is from RefSeq and is a predicted model, not a curated record. Bases 1 to 1380 code for a protein of 459 amino acids. The transcript is spliced from 7 exons. Gene Ontology annotation, biological process: SCF-dependent proteasomal ubiquitin-dependent protein catabolic process. NCBI's taxonomy places the organism in Eukaryota, Fungi, Basidiomycota, Agaricomycetes, Polyporales, Adustoporiaceae.
AUGGUUGCCUUUCUUGACCUCCCGCUCGAGCUUCUCCCGCUAAUAAUACAGCAUCUCGUGCGGCCCAGUCACAUAGCCGCGGUGUGUCUGGUAAACAGGACGUUCUAUGACUUCGCGAUCUCGCAUUUGUACAAGCGCGUCUUUGUCUAUGCGUGGCACAAAGAGGCGAAACUAAGGGUGAUCAAACUAUUCACCACGUUAGCCGAACAUCCGCAUCUCGCUCAACACGUCUAUCAGCUUGAAAUCCGGGAUUUCCCCAAAGCAUUGAACGCGGCUGAUUAUGAGACAGUUGAGAACAUAUGCCUUGUCGGCAUACGUAAUUGUAGGAACCUACGUGUUUGCACAUGGACUCGAGACGGCUCCUUGACGACCAACAUACUGGAGGCCUUGCAGCAGUGCCCGGCGUUACAAGAGCUAGAAAUCAAUGGUCACAACGAGGGGAACUAUAAACCCUGGCUGCUGACCAAAUUCCACAGCCUGCGCCGCAUCUCCCUCAUUAUGCCUAGUGCAUCGGUAAUUGAGACACUUCCUACGUGGUUGCAAAAUACAGGAAUUACUGUGCGCCAUCUAAGUCUCAUCUGCAAGGUCAGUACGGUUGUAAACGACGGUCUUCUUGAGUCGCUUGUGCCCUUCUUGCCGAAUCUCGAGCACCUGUACUUCGUCAACUGUAUCAAAGUCACCGAUCGCGGACUUGUUGCCCUCUUGUCCCAGAAUGUCAUCGGCCUGCGAGGAUUGGGUUUAGAGGGUGUUUCCCCUCAAUUCGACAUGAGAGAAUUUAGCCAGACGUGUACCCGAUCAGGCACGAUGAACCGGCUGCAAUCAAUUACUCUCACCAUCAGCGCUCACUUGUCACCAACCUGGGAAGUGGACGUCGUUGAGCUUUUAAAGCCUGCUCCACUAGAGCGAUUUCAUGUUUCGACUACGGGGGGAACAGUGGGCAACACAUUGAAUGAUGCAUUUUGUGCGCAGAUCGUUGAUAUACAUGGCUCUCGUCUGCGCCGUUUCUCCGUCCAUCGCAUGCGCAUGAGUGUGGCUGCGAUCGAGGAUAUAUGCCGGCGAUGUGUACAGUUGGAGCAGCUAUUUAUCGUGGUCGAUCAGCACAAACUCGAAGCGAUCGGGCCCGCUCUGGCUCUGGCCCGCAACCUGCGCUCGGUGCACAUAAACCGCCCUCUGGAUUUGGGCUCCGAAGACAUCCCGGUGCUCGCGCGUGAACGUAUCCUGGAGAUCGUGAAGCAAUGCGGCCCUAACCUCAGGCAGUUCGGGUACAACACGCGCGUACUACAAGUCGAGCGUGUGGUACACUCCGUUGGCGUCGAUGUGCGGCUCGGAUCGUACGAAAACCCGGAGGUUCCAGAGCAGUUCCUUGUAGUUCGGACGUAA